This is a messenger RNA of Humulus lupulus (European hop), 3542 nucleotides long. RefSeq lists its product as uncharacterized. NCBI's taxonomy places the organism in Eukaryota, Viridiplantae, Streptophyta, Magnoliopsida, Rosales, Cannabaceae. Bases 695 to 3151 code for a protein of 818 amino acids. The record is from RefSeq and is a predicted model, not a curated record. The transcript is spliced from 7 exons.
GUUCCACUUUUUCCUCACCAAACUUCCUCUCACUGUUAUAUUAGCAGCAAUCUCUCUUGCUCUGUUUUCCUUCUUUAAAGUUAAAAGAUUAUUUGCACAGAAGAUUUCUAACGCUCAAGUUUUCCCUUUUGUCUCUCACUGAAAACAACUUUUAAUCCCUGUCUAUAGUUUUUUUGGUUGAAAUCCUUCACGCCUAACAAUCCAAAACCUGUCUCUUAUAUUGUUUUGUGUUUGGGUUAAUGAGACAUAAUCAACCAUUGUUUCUUGUUUUUGUGUUGUUUGUUUUUCUUUUAUUUGUUUGCUCUGUUUCUCUUUUCUCUUUGGUUGUUUUCGUUUAGGAUUCCAAAUAUAGAGAACAGAAAAGGGUGGCAACCUAUUUUUGUGGAUUAUAAAUGGAGAAGGCCUGAAAAUAGCUCCUCCUCAAGUUUUUGUUGGGUUGUAAUCUUUGUCCUUUUUGGGAUUUUCCCAGUUUGUAGAAAAAGAUAGAUCCCGUUUGUGACCAAAACAACAUUCGUGAGGUUGGAUUGUGUUGAAUCUCCCUACCUUCCCCUUCCCCUCCUCCUCCUCACCCUGGCUCUUUUUCUUCGUAAUGGCUUGUUCUUCGUUGCUUCGAAUGUAUUUAAUGAAUAUUAGAAAUUAAAUUAAGAAGACAAGAAAAGGGUGCUAAUUCGGAUCAAAGAAUCAGAAAACAAGUAUGGCAUCUUCGCAAGUGGAAAUCGCUUCGUCUUCGCCGUUCGGCUGUGUUUUGAGGGAUCAUAAUCGUAGAGACGGGUGUAGAGAGAGCAAUUUCUUUCAGAAAAGAUUCAAGAACUUGGUCAGAGAUCAUCUCCACACUUGCAUUUCAAUUCAAGCCGAUGAGAAUUCUCUUCUUCCUAAGAAAGAAGAGAAAAUCAAUCAGAACCAGAAUAAAAAUGAAAAUUCUAAUGAGAGAGACGAAUUUUCAUAUAGUCAAUGUCCACGGCGUUCACUGUCUGCAAAAAGAACAACAACGACAACGACAACAGCAGCCUCCAUUAAAAGAAAGUCCCAAGAGGCUGAGCUCUCGUCGGCAUUGUCGACUUCAAAUACGCCGAGAGCUCUGCCUCGAUCAGAUAGUCUAGCCGGAAUUCAAAAUCUCGGAGCCUCUUCUCUCGUUCAGAUUUGGGAAAAAAGAUUAAACCACUCCAUUAGCGAGAAUCAAAGCUCAUCUUCUACCACAAGCCGGUCAGAUUCUGGAUCGAGCUGUAACGAGAAUGCAGCUCCGGUAGAAGAAGAGGUAGAAGAAGCACCAAGAGGCUAUGAAGCAGGGAACUCUGUUUUCGAUACCGGGCAGGCGAAUGAGGACUCAUUGGUCGAUUGGCAUUGUAAUGAUAAAACUGGUUGGAGCGGUCAGUAUUCUCCUGCGCGUAGCCAGAACUCGGACCCAGGGGAAAGCGAGAGAGUCAGAGUAGCCGAUAUCAUCAAGAGAUUGACGGCUGCAAAUCUAGGACAGACUACUACUUUAUCAUCCUCUUCCGUUUGCGGCUGUGGCGAUAAUGAACGUGGGCAGUUGAGCUCGCCAACAAGAGAAGGGGAGCGCACCAUGGUGUGUGAACAUAUCUUGGAGCACCGCGUAUUCUCGCCGAGGAUCAGAGGGCGGCAGGCGUUCACCGAUUUGCUUAUGCAGAUGGAAAGGGAAAGGCAUGGUGAGCUCAAUAGGUUGGCAGAGCGCGCCGCAGUUUCUAGAUUUCCACAGAGAGGUCGAAUUCAGUCAAUGAUUCGGCUUAGGUUGCUAAAACGUGGUGUGGCAGUUCAAGAUCAGCAGCGGUUGCAAUUAACAGCACCUCAAGUUGAGAGACUGCCGCAAGGAUCUUCCAUCUUGCAUCUUAGGGAGAGAUUUAGCUAUGGUGCAGAUCGAAGCACAACACUUCAGAGUGAAGCAGCUAAUCCUAGAAGUCCUCAAAGUGAAUUAAGUAAGCAAAAUUCACAACUGGAUAAUUCUUCUAUCCCUAAUAAACCGGAAGAGCAUUCACAGGCUCACGAAGUUCAUUUUGUUGAGCAAGAGAAUCCAACUCCGGUACAAGAUUCUUCUGCGAAUAGCAUUGUAGAUCUUCGAGAAGAAACAUGCUCAGAGAAUAGAAACCUUGAGUCACAAGAAACUGCAGAUGUAAGCACCUGUUUCGAUGGCUGCUGGGAUAUAAAUGAUGUUGCAGAAGAACUAGAAGAAAAUUAUUUACAGUAUGCAGACACCAGCUACGACUGGAUUACAGAUAUUUCUCGGCCUCGGAGCUAUUGGGAAGACCGCAGGCAAGCAUGGUACCAAGAGAUGCUGAAUUCUAACUCGGAAAAAGUUGAGAUUCGUCAACUACUUGAAAGAGGAACAGUAUCAAGCUUUCUUGCAAGUGACUUUCGAGAGAAAAUGGAUAAAUUAAUGGAAAGUCGCUUGGGACGACAAACACACCCUGUUGUUAGUCAAGGAGGAGAAGAAAAAGAUGGCGAACAUCAUAGCCAAUUGAUGUCGUUUAUACAAGACUGUCAACUACAACAACAGGAGGAGGAAGAAUCGGACGAGGAAGAAGAGAUUAUUGAAGGGCUCGAAGUAGAGGAAGAAGCCGAAAGAGAACAAGAGGAGAGCCUCAUCAGUGGUCAAUAUCAUGAAGCCAGUGAUUAUUUUAAUCAAUCAACGUCAUCGCAGAAAAUACCUUGCCCACCAUCUCUGUUAAGGUCAUGGAGUUUUCACGAUAAUGAAGUUGGUGAUGAUUCCGAUCGAGCCUUUUCGACAUCUCCACGUCAAGAUUUCCCAUCUGAGUCUUACUAUCACAACUCAAGGCAUUGCUCUUCCUCUAGAAACCAUUCUUCAAUGGAAAUGGAACUUAUUUUCGAACUAAGAGGACAAAUGGAGCAACUUAGUCAAGAGAUGUCUGAGCUAAGAAAUUCAUUAAAGAGCUGCAUGGACAUGCAGAUGAUGUUAAUGCAACAAUCAGGGAAGCAAGAAACUCAAGCAGCAGAUGGAGUACCAAAGAAAGGCAACUGCCGUAUCUGCGACGUAAUGAAAGUUGACUCGCUUUUGUACAGGUGUGGGCAUAUGUGCACGUGCUUCAAGUGUGCGCACGAGUUGCAAUGGAGUAGUGCGAAUUGUCCAAUAUGUGGCGCUCCAAUUGUUGAUGUCGUACGGGCAUAUUGGGAUUCAUAGACUAACUGCCGAACGAGUUCUUGCUCUAGAGGACCGUCUCUUCAUUCCUUAACGAAACAAAAUAAUAAUAAUAAUGACAUGCAUUUGAAGAUAAAUUUAAUCAGUUCAUUUUUUUUAUAAAGAAUAAAAAAUAUUUAUAAAAAAAAAACAUUAUUACUACUUGUAUAUGUCAUUGAAUUUACGGCAAGACAUGGGUUGCUCUUUCUCACACAUAUGUUCUCUAUAUGUAUUUUGAGGACAAUCAUUACACUUUAACAUUUGAUUAAGUUUCUUCUUGUAUUAUUAUUAUUGUUAUUAUUUUCUUUUUCCUGAAACAUGAAUUCUCUGGUUCUGUAUAUGUAAUAUUCCCAUGAAUCAUAUUUAUGCAGGAAAAUGACACUAACUUGUAUCC